Messenger RNA from Manihot esculenta (cassava), 2101 nucleotides. Its product is annotated as transcription factor bHLH122. Bases 549 to 1811 code for a protein of 420 amino acids. The record is from RefSeq and is a predicted model, not a curated record. Gene Ontology annotation, cellular component: nucleus. The transcript has 6 exons. Gene Ontology annotation, biological process: regulation of transcription by RNA polymerase II. Lineage: Eukaryota; Viridiplantae; Streptophyta; Magnoliopsida; Malpighiales; Euphorbiaceae. Gene Ontology annotation, molecular function: protein dimerization activity; RNA polymerase II cis-regulatory region sequence-specific DNA binding; DNA-binding transcription factor activity, RNA polymerase II-specific.
AAGGGCAUUAAGGUCAACCAAAUUGGUGGAUGGAUGAUCCCAAUCCCAGCUGAGCUGCUCUAAUUUCUGGCCUCUGCCUCCUACUCUUGUAACUUGGAACACUAAAGGAGAAUGGUUUUUAAAGUCUUCACCUUUUUCAUUUUUUCUUAAUUUUUGUAUGCUUGUUCACUCUUUGCAGCAUCUUUGAGAGGAGGUUCUGCGGUUGCUCUGUGUCCUACUCUGAUAUAUUCUGCUUUUGCCGCUGCUCCUCUCUCUUUCUAAUAUUAUCUUCUUCAGUUUGAGUGGUUUCAAAGUCGAGAAUAGCCAAGUACCUUACUGCCAGAUUUCAAAGUCAUUCUUAUUUUGUCUUAUAAAUUCCAGUUAUAUUGGGUUAUUGGUCUCUGUUUUGCUCUGUUUCGCUUCAAGUUAAUCACAAGGAUUUGGUCUGUUCAGCCUGGGUGCUUUUCUGCAGAUAGGUUAUUGAUUUGCGGAAAGUUUUAGUUGAUCUGAUCGGAGUAGCAACACACGGUGUGUUUUUUUGAAGAUUUAAUCAAGAAACAGAGUAAAAAAUGGAAUCCGAUCUUCCACACCACCAUCAUUUCUUUCAUGAUCAUCACCAGAAACAAAUGAACCCUGGCUUGACCAGGUACCAAUCUGCUCCAAGCUCGUAUUUGUGUGGUUUCCUGGACAGAGAAUUCUGCGAAGAGUUCCUUAAUAGGCCAACAAGCCCUGAAACGGAAAGAAUCUUCGCAAGAUUUCUGGCCAGUUCUGGUGGCAACACAGAGAACGUGUCAAACCAAAACUUUGGUUUAAUUAAGCAAGAUUCUCCAGUGAGAGAAGCGAUGCCACAAGUUAAUCAGCAAGCUCAGAUUCUGGCUUCAGUGAACAGUAAUGAUACAACAAGGUUGCAUCAACAACAGCAGCAGCAGACCAAUUAUUCAGUCGCUUCACAGGGUUUUUAUCAGAACUCAUCAAAACCACCAUUACCAGAUAAGAAUUCAGGUUGUGGUAUGGAUUAUAGGAUGGCGACUUCAAUGGGAAUGGAGCGCUUACCACAGAUGAAGAGUACUACUGGAGGCAGUAAUUCGAACCUUGUUCGGCACAGUAGCUCACCUGCAGGGCUUUUCUCCAACAUAAAUGUGGACGUAGAAAAUGGCUAUGCUGUAUUGAGAGGAAUGGGAGAGCAUGGAGCAGGUAAUAGAGAAACAUCUUAUUCUACAGCUAGUAGGCCACCUCCUGCUCCAGGGCGAAUGAGUCCAGUUGCUGAAAUUGGGAACAAAAACAUGGGAAAAAGUAGCACUGAGAAUAGUGGUUUUGGUGAAGCUCGCAGCAAAAAUUAUGUCACAAGUUUCCCAACCGCUUCUUGGGAUGAUACAAGUGCCAUGUCUGCUGGUGCUGGUGUAAAAACACUAACGGAAGAUGAUAGGACUCUUUCUGGCCUAAAUGCAUCCGAGACUCAGAGCGGAGAUGCGGGAAAUCACCCUCCUAUGUUGGCUCAUCACUUGAGCUUGCCAAAAACCUCAGCUGAAUUGUCUGCCAUUGAAAAGUUUCUGCAAUUGCAAGAUUCUGUGCCAUGCAAGAUUCGGGCUAAGCGUGGAUGUGCCACUCAUCCAAGGAGCAUUGCUGAGCGGGUGAGAAGAACUCGAAUUAGUGAACGAAUGAGGAAACUACAAGACCUUGUACCUAACAUGGAUAAGCAAACAAACACAGCAGACAUGCUGGAUUUGGCUGUCGACUACAUUAAAGACCUUCAAAGACAAGUCAAGACACUAUCAGAAAUUCGGGACAAUUGUACGUGUACAAAUAAGCAGCAGCAGCAGCAGCAGCCAUAGAAGAGAAGCUGGGUUGUGUUUAUAUGUAUAGAUUAUAUAUUUAAUAAGAAUUUGCACCGAGUAGAUGUUAGAAGAUAGAAGCUGGGUUAUGUUUCGCACUGGAAAAAACAGAGAGAUGUAUAGCCGUUAGUUAGUAAAGACCUAUUCAAUAUGUGUGAAGGGAAAAACCAAAAGAAAAAACAAAGGCUACUAAAAGCUAACCGUAAGAUCCAACUUGAACCUUUCAAAUUUCAUAGUAUGUUGUAACAUGUGUUUCUAUCCAGUUAUGGAAAUUAACCAAACUUAGCUAA